CUUCAAAAUCACUCAUCAAAUUCAAACAUCAAAAAUUCACUCAAACAUAUCUCAAUCUCACCAUCAAAUCAAAACAGGAAAAAAAAUGUCUUUGAUCCCAAGCAUCUUUGGGCAGAGCGGGGCAAUCGACCCCUUCUCCGGCGACCUGUGGGGCCCAUUCCGCGACAUGCGCGGUGACGAGGCGUCGCAGUUCGCGGCGGCACGCAUCGACUGGAAGGAGACGGCGGAGGCGCACGUGUUCAAGGCGGACCUGCCCGGGCUGAAGAAGGAGGAGGUGAAGGUGGAGGUGGAGGACGGGAACGUCCUCCAGAUAAGCGGCGAGCGCAGCCGCGACAAGGAGGAGAAGAACGACACGUGGCACCGCAUCGAGAGGAGCUCUGGAAAGUUCCUGCGCCGCUUCCGCCUCCCGGAGAAUGUGAAGAUGGAGGAGGUGAAGGCCGGCAUGGAGAAUGGGGUGCUGACUGUUACCGUGCCGAAGGCGGAGGUCAAGAAGCCGGAGGUGAAGGCGAUUGAGAUUUCCGGUUGAGACGGCGGCGGAGUGGAGUUCGGAGGCUUGUUUUUUUAUCAGUGUGAUUGAAUAAUGAAUUUGUUGUUUGUGUUUGUAAUAUACUUCUACUUUGUAUUGCAAUAAAUAAAUUUUACUACUA
Messenger RNA from Salvia hispanica, 647 nucleotides. Its product is annotated as 17.5 kDa class I heat shock protein-like. Lineage: Eukaryota; Viridiplantae; Streptophyta; Magnoliopsida; Lamiales; Lamiaceae. The record is from RefSeq and is a predicted model, not a curated record.